Molecule: messenger RNA, 1141 nt
Organism: Neogale vison (American mink)
Lineage: Eukaryota; Metazoa; Chordata; Mammalia; Carnivora; Mustelidae
Gene: NKX3-2
Product: NK3 homeobox 2
Exons: 2
Coding region: 1-996 (331 amino acids)
Biological process (GO): cell differentiation; regulation of transcription by RNA polymerase II
Cellular component (GO): nucleus
Molecular function (GO): RNA polymerase II cis-regulatory region sequence-specific DNA binding; DNA-binding transcription factor activity, RNA polymerase II-specific
Source: RefSeq, a predicted model, not a curated record
AUGGCUGUGCGCGGCGCCAACACCUUGACGCCCUUCUCCAUCCAGGCAAUCCUCAACAAGAAAGAGGAGCGUGGAGGGCUGCCCGCGCCAGAGGGGCGCUCGGUACCCGGGGGCACCGCAGUGGCAGUGGCUGAGGCGCCCGCUGUCUGCUGCUGGCGAUUGUUCGGGGAGACAGACGUGGGCGCUCUGGGGGGCGCGGAAGACUCUCUGCUGGCGUCGCCUGCCGGGACCAGAACGGCUGCAGGGCGGACCGCGGAGAGCCUGGUUGGUUGGGACUCGGACUCGGCGCUGAGCGAGGAGAACGAGGGCGGGCGGCGCUGUGCGGACGCGCCGGGGGCCAGCGGGGCCGGCUGUGCAGGGGGGACGCUGGGCCUUGGCCAGCCGGUCUGCGAGCUGCCCGCCGCCAAGGACCUAGAGGAGGAAGCCGCAGGCAGGAGCGACAGCGAGAUGUCGGCCAGCGUCUCAGGCGACCGCAGCCCUAGGGCCGAAGACGACGCUGUUGGCCCCGGAAGUGCACGCGUACCCGCGCUGUGCAGCCGAAGCGGCGGCGGGGGCGGCCCGGCGGGCGGCGCGGAGGAGGAGGAGGAGCCCGCCGCGCCCAAGCCGCGCAAGAAACGCUCGCGGGCCGCCUUCUCCCACGCUCAGGUCUUCGAGUUGGAGCGGCGCUUCAACCACCAACGAUACCUGUCCGGGCCGGAACGCGCCGAUCUGGCCGCGUCGCUGAAGCUCACCGAGACGCAAGUGAAGAUCUGGUUCCAGAACCGUCGCUACAAGACCAAACGCCGGCAGAUGGCUGCCGACCUGCUGGCAUCAGCGCCCGCCGCCAAGAAGGUGGCGGUGAAAGUGCUGGUGCGCGACGACCAGAGACAGUACUUGCCUGGCGAGGUGCUGCGGCCACCGUCGCUGCUGCCACUGCAGCCCUCCUACUAUUACCCUUACUAUUGCCUCCCCGGCUGGGCGCUCUCCACGUGUGCAGCCGCCGCGGGCACCCAGUGAGCCGGCCUGGGUCGAGGCAGCAAACGAUUCCCGGGUCCCAGCUCCGGACGGCCGCUGACGGCUGUGCAGGUUGUGCUCUGUACGAGGGCGCCCCGGCGAAGGGGCAAGUGGAGGAUGCAGUACAGCCCAGGCUCAAAAUCCAGGA